CAACUUUACUGAAAGUAAACAAUUAUUAUAAAUAUCAAGUAAAAUCAUAUUUAAGAUUUAUGUUUUUAGUAUUGAGUUUGUUACUAAUUGUUAAGUUAGACAAUUUUACUAGCUUGUAUAAAGUUAUCUGAAAUCUUUAUUAAUUAUAAAUCCCAUUGUAUAAAAUGAAAACUGAUAAUACUGAAGAUCAGUUACCUUUAAAACAAGAAGCCAGAGCUAAACUUCGUGAAUCAUUUUUGAAGGCUGUUAACAGUUUACAUGGUGAGCGUUGUUCAAUCUUGACAUAUGAACAGUCAAAGCUAACUGGGACCUUAUCCAGCUGGAAACCUGAUGGCACUGAAGUGUUAAUUCAUGAUCUGAAAACACCAGCAAAUAUUGUAAUGUCAUCAGCAUUGUUAAGAACUCCUGACAUUUUAGCUAUACAAUUAGAUAAACCUGUUGUAUUACAAAUAUGAUAUUAAAAAAGUUUCAGUACAAAA
Molecule: messenger RNA, 479 nt
Organism: Papilio polytes (common Mormon)
Lineage: Eukaryota; Metazoa; Arthropoda; Insecta; Lepidoptera; Papilionidae
Exons: 2
Coding region: 165-455 (96 amino acids)
Biological process (GO): spliceosomal snRNP assembly
Cellular component (GO): SMN-Sm protein complex
Source: RefSeq, a predicted model, not a curated record